Molecule: messenger RNA, 1818 nt
Organism: Oryza brachyantha (malo sina)
Lineage: Eukaryota; Viridiplantae; Streptophyta; Magnoliopsida; Poales; Poaceae
Exons: 7
Coding region: 257-1063 (268 amino acids)
Source: RefSeq, a predicted model, not a curated record
GCGAGCGAGAAAUCGACAAGGGGAGAGUGACCCAGCCCAGAGAGACCGUGGGGGUGUGGGGAGAAGCUUCGAGAGGUUGGAGGUUUGGACGAAGACGAGGGAAAUCUUCGCCGAGAAGACCACGCAUCCGCGGCGGAGGAUUCGCCUGAGCCCUCUCCCUCCCCGCUGGUCGCGGUACAGCUCCGUCUCCGAGCUCGGCUUCUUCCUGCCUCCAGUUCUGUGUUGAUGCAGCAGUCCUGAUAGGUUAAGUGUAGGGAUGUUGAGUGGCCGCGCUGUGACGCUGCAUCAUAUAAGCGAUCCGGGCGAGUUGGUAGGAAAUGUGGUGUCCGAUGAAGCAGACGGCGAUGAGGAAUCUGAAACUUCAACGAAGGUGCUGUACCAAGCAUCUUUUCAGGAGUUGAUGCCCAACUAUCUGCAGUAUGACACGAUCAUAUGGGCCAUGAUAUCCCUGCUGCUUGUUCUGGCAUGGGGGGUUGGCCUGCUCAUGCUUCUCUACCUGCCGUACAAAAGAUAUGUGCUGAAGAGGGAUAUCUUGUCCCGUAAACUGUAUGUUACUGAGAAUAAGAUAGUAUACAAGGCUAGUAGGCCUUCAUACAUACCGUUCAUGGGGAUUGUCAACAAAGAGAUAAAAGUGCCUCUUCAUUUUGUAGUUGAUGUUAUAAUAGAGCAAGGUUGUCUGCAAUCUGUUUAUAGCUUAUAUACAUUUAAAUUAGAGACUGUAGCCUCAGGGAAACCUGCUCCAAUGGAUGAACUGCAAUUUCACGGUGUUCACAAUCCAGAUCUUCUAAAGACGGUCAUAAUCAGAGAAGCUUCUAAGAGAAUCCAAGAAGUCCAAAGCUGGAAGUACAGAAUGUACUCCGGAGAAGGCCCUUCUAAUGUUACACCAAUCAGCAGACUUUACUCUCCGGAUGCGAAGAUCAAAGCCUCCUCUGGGCAUAAUUUCCAGGAUUCCCAGGGCAGAAUUCCUGAAAGUGACGGUGUCUUGCUCCAUAAGCUUGAAGAAGUCUGUCACUCAGUUAAGAAUCUAGAAUCUCUCCUCUUGAGAUCACAUUCAAGGGCAUGAUGAGCACCUGAAAUGUAUGUUUCUUUCAUCUGACAUCAUACAAUUGUGUAUGUAUGAUCUUUGUUACUAUCUGUAGCAUUGCAUGCAAUGUACCAAUGCGGGUAAUGAGGAAACAAUCGCUGAUGCUUAGGAAGAACUUGUCAGUGCUUGCAAGUUUUAGCAUUGGCAGUGAACAUAGGUCACCCUGAUGCCUCUAGCUUCAGAAUUGCUAGUGCAGACUACAGAAACAAAUAUGUGAAUCCAAAAGUAGAUCAAUCACACAUGUAAGUUUGUUUGCUACCCUUUUUGCCCACAUGAUCUGACUUGAUGUGAAAGUGUUAGUAAGGCUUUCCUUUAUAUACUUCUAGUAUAGAAGCAUGAAAUAUGAGCGUGAAUUGUGGUAAAAUUAAUUGUGCAAAGUGUAUGAAAAUGUAAUUUCUUAUGUAUUACUAUGUCCUUGAGAUGUUAAAAUUCACUUCUGAAACUUGUUGAACGUGUGUACAGUGUCCGUGUGAGAGCUAAUCUUGUGGUUUGGUCCUGCGCAAUGUUUCAAUCCUGAUGAUUACUCAAGUCCUACACAACAACACAAUCUACUUAACCAAACACUGCUACUACCGUCUAGUUUAAGAGAACUCACAUAGGUGUGAUGUGUGCAUAUUGGCCCCCAAGGAUCAAUUUUCCAUGCAUUGGAUAAUGAGAAGAAUGAGUACGUAAAUGCCGAUCAAAACAUUUCCUGAUUGGAUACUAUACCGGAUUUGCAUGUUUUCAGAAGUAUU